This is a messenger RNA of Gossypium arboreum, 561 nucleotides long. RefSeq names its product secreted RxLR effector protein 161-like. The transcript has a single exon. Bases 1 to 561 code for a protein of 186 amino acids. The record is from RefSeq and is a predicted model, not a curated record. Lineage: Eukaryota; Viridiplantae; Streptophyta; Magnoliopsida; Malvales; Malvaceae.
AUGAAGAUACUGAACAAGUUCUCAAUGCAAAAUUGCAAGGCUACAAGUACUCCAAUUGCUAUAGGAGAGAAACUAUCGAGCCAUGGCAAUUUUGAGCAAGUAAAUGAAUCUGUUUAUAGAAGCUCGGUUGGUUGUUUGUUUUAUUUAACUGCCACUAGACCAGACAUUAUGUUUGCUGUCAGUUUACUCUCAAGAUUCAUGCAUUGUUGCAAUGAGAAGUACUUUCAAGCUGCCAAACGAGUGCUUAGAUACAUCAAGGGUACUUUAAGCCAUGGAAUGCUAUUUAACAAGGCUGAAAGUUUGAAACUUUUUGGAUACACAGGCAGUGACUGGGGAGGUUCAAUAGAUGACAUGAAAAGCACAUCAGGGUAUGUCUUCACCCUUGGCUCAACUAUCUUUUACUGGAGUUCAAAGAAACAAAGUGUGGUUGCUCAGUCCACUGCUGAAGCUGAAUAUGUAGCAGCUGUUGGGGCUGUAAAUCAAGCCAUAUGGCUAAGGAAGAUCUUAGAUGACCUCAACUUACAUCAAGAAGAAGCAAUAUGGAUCAUAUGUGACAAUUAA